This is a messenger RNA of Cercocebus atys (sooty mangabey), 6941 nucleotides long. It is a transcript of the gene OTOF, whose product is annotated as otoferlin. Gene Ontology annotation, molecular function: calcium ion binding; AP-2 adaptor complex binding. Gene Ontology annotation, cellular component: synaptic vesicle membrane; presynaptic active zone membrane. The transcript is spliced from 47 exons. Gene Ontology annotation, biological process: synaptic vesicle priming; plasma membrane organization. Bases 134 to 6112 code for a protein of 1992 amino acids. NCBI's taxonomy places the organism in Eukaryota, Metazoa, Chordata, Mammalia, Primates, Cercopithecidae. The record is from RefSeq and is a predicted model, not a curated record.
GGCAGCAUCGGAGGGGGGUCGGGAGGAGGAGGAGGAGGCAGCGGCAGAGAAGAGAGAGGCGUGUGAGCCGCACUCCACCAGCUAGCUCCUUCCUGCUGCUCCUGCCUGGCAGUGCCAGGCAGCUCACACCAGCAUGGCCCUGCUCAUCCACCUCAAGACGGUCUCGGAGCUGCGGGGCAGGGGAGACCGGAUCGCCAAAGUGACUUUCCGAGGGCAAUCCUUCUACUCCCGGGUCCUGGAGAACUGUGAGGAUGUGGCUGACUUUGACGAGACGUUUCGGUGGCCAGUGGCCAGCAGCAUUGACAGAAAUGAGAUGCUGGAGAUUCAGGUUUUCAACUACAGCAAAGUCUUCAGCAACAAGCUCAUCGGGACCUUCCGUAUGGUGCUGCAGAAGGUGGUAGAGGAGAGCCAUGUGGAGGUGACUGACACGCUGAUUGAUGACAACAAUGCUAUCAUCAAGACCAGCCUGUGCGUGGAGGUCCGGUAUCAGGCCACCGAUGGCACGGUGGGCUCCUGGGAUGAUGGGGACUUCCUGGGAGAUGAGUCUCUUCAAGAGGAAGAGAAGGACAGCCAAGAGACGGAUGGACUGCUCCCAGGCUCCCGGCCCAGCUCCCGGCCCCCCGGAGAGAAGAGCUUCCGGAGCAAAGGCAGAGAGAAGACCAAGGGAGGCAGAGAUGGCGAGCACAAAGCCGGGAGGAGCGUGUUCUCCGCCAUGAAGCUCGGCAAAAACAGGUCCCACAAGGAGGAGACCCAAAGACCAGAUGAACCAGCAGUGCUGGAGAUGGAAGACCUUGACCAUCUGGCCAUUCGGCUAGGGGAUGGACUGGAUCCCGACUCGGUGUCUCUAGCCUCAGUCACAGCUCUCACCACUAAUGUCUCCAACAAGCGAUCUAAGCCAGACAUUAAGAUGGAGCCAAGUGCUGGGCGGCCCAUGGAUUACCAGGUCAGCAUCACGGUGAUCGAGGCCCGGCAGCUGGUGGGCUUGAACAUGGACCCCGUGGUGUGCGUGGAGGUGGGCGACGACAAGAAGUACACGUCCAUGAAGGAGUCCACUAACUGCCCCUAUUACAACGAGUACUUCGUCUUCGACUUCCAUGUCUCUCCUGAUGUCAUGUUCGACAAGAUCAUCAAGAUUUCGGUGAUUCACUCCAAGAACCUGCUACGCAGUGGUACCCUGGUGGGCUCCUUCAAAAUGGACGUGGGAACCGUGUACUCGCAGCCAGAGCACCAGUUCCAUCACAAGUGGGCCAUCCUGUCAGACCCCGACGACAUCUCCUCGGGGCUGAAGGGCUACGUGAAGUGUGACGUCGCCGUGGUGGGCAAAGGGGACAACAUCAAGACGCCCCACAAGGCCAAUGAGACCGACGAAGAUGACAUUGAGGGGAACUUGCUGCUCCCCGAGGGGGUGCCCCCCGAACGCCAGUGGGCCCGGUUCUAUGUGAAAAUUUACCGAGCAGAGGGGCUGCCCCGUAUGAACACAAGCCUCAUGGCCAAUGUAAAGAAGGCUUUCAUCGGUGAAAACAAGGACCUCGUGGACCCCUAUGUGCAAGUCUUCUUUGCUGGCCAGAAGGGCAAGACUUCCGUGCAGAAGAGCAGCUAUGAGCCCCUGUGGAAUGAGCAGGUGGUCUUUACAGACCUCUUUCCCCCACUCUGCAAACGCAUGAAGGUGCAGAUCCGAGACUCGGACAAGGUCAAUGACGUGGCCAUCGGCACCCACUUCAUUGACCUGCGCAAGAUUUCUAAUGAUGGAGACAAAGGCUUCCUGCCCACACUGGGUCCAGCCUGGGUGAACAUGUACGGCUCCACACGUAACUACACGCUGCUGGACGAGCACCAGGACCUGAACGAGGGCCUGGGGGAGGGUGUGUCCUUCCGGGCCCGGCUCCUGCUGGGCCUGGCCGUGGAGAUCCUGGACACCUCCAACCCUGAGCUUACCAGCUCCACAGAGGUGCAGGUGGAGCAGGCCACGCCCAUCUCGGAGAGCUGUGCAGGGAAAAUGGAAGAAUUCUUUCUCUUUGGAGCCUUCCUGGAGGCCUCAAUGAUUGACCGGAGAAAUGGAGACAAGCCCAUCACCUUUGAGGUCACCAUAGGCAACUAUGGGAACGAAAUUGAUGGCCUGUCCCGGCCCCAGCGGCCUCAGCCCCGGAAGGAGCCUGGGGAUGAGGAAGAAGUAGACCUGAUUCAGAACUCGAGUGACGACGAGGCCAGCGAUGGCGGGGACCUGGCCUCAGUCUCCUCCACCCCACCAAUGCGGCCCCUGGUCACCGACAGGAACUACUUCCAUCUGCCCUACCUGGAGCGAAAGCCCUGCAUCUACAUCAAGAGCUGGUGGCCGGACCAGCGCCGCCGCCUCUACAAUGCCAGCAUCAUGGACCACAUCGCUGACAAGCUGGAAGAAGGCCUGAACGACGUACAGGAGAUGAUCAAAACGGAGAAGUUCUACCCUGAGCGUCGCCUGCGGGGCGUCCUGGAGGAGCUGAGCUGUGGCUGUUGCCGCUUCCUCUCCCUCGCUGACAAGGAUCAGGGCCACUCAUCCCGCACCAGGCUUGACCGGGAGCGCCUCAAGUCCUGCAUGAGGGAGCUGGAAAGCAUGGGGCAGCAGGCCAGGACCCUGCGGGCCCAGGUGAAGCGGCACACGGUGCGGGACAAGCUGAGGCUGUGCCAGAACUUCCUGCAGAAGCUGCGCUUCCUGGCAGACGAGCCCCAGCACAGCAUUCCGGACAUCUUCAUCUGGAUGAUGAGCAACAACAAGCGUAUCGCCUAUGCCCGUGUGCCCUCCAAGGACCUGCUCUUCUCCAUCGUGGAGGAGGAGACCGGCAAGGACUGCGCCAAGGUCAAGACGCUCUUCCUCAAGUUGCCAGGGAAGCGAGGCUUCGGCUCGGCAGGCUGGACAGUGCAGGCCAAGGUGGAGCUGUACCUGUGGCUGGGCCUCAGCAAACAGCGCAAGGACUUCCUGUGCGGCCUGCCCUGUGGCUUCCAGGAGGUCAAGGCGGCCCAGGGCCUGGGCCUGCACGCCUUCCCGCCCGUCAGCCUGGUCUACACCAAGAAGCAGACGUUCCAGCUCCGAGCCCACAUGUACCAGGCCCGCAGCCUCUUUGCCGCCGACAGCAGCGGACUCUCAGACCCCUUCGCCCGCGUCUUCUUCAUCAAUCAGAGUCAGUGCACAGAGGUGUUGAAUGAGACCCUGUGUCCCACCUGGGACCAGAUGCUGGUGUUCGACAAUCUGGAGCUCUAUGGCGAAGCUCAUGAGCUGAGGGACGAUCCGCCCAUCAUUGUCAUUGAAAUCUACGACCAGGAUUCCAUGGGCAAAGCUGACUUCAUGGGCCGGACUUUCGCCAAGCCCCUGGUGAAGAUGGCAGAUGAGGCGUACUGCCCACCCCGCUUCCCGCCCCAGCUCGAGUACUACCAGAUCUACCGUGGCAAUGCCACAGCUGGAGACCUGCUGGCGGCCUUUGAGCUGCUGCAGAUUGGGCCAGCAGGGAAGGCUGACCUGCCCCCGAUCAACGGUCCGGUGGACGUGGACCGAGGUCCCAUCAUGCCUGUGCCUGUGGGCAUCCGGCCCGUGCUCAGCAAGUACCGAGUGGAGGUGCUGUUCUGGGGCCUACGGGACCUAAAGCGGGUGAACCUGGCCCAGGUGGACCGGCCACGGGUGGACAUCGAGUGUGCAGGGAAGGGGGUGCAGUCAUCCCUGAUCCACAAUUAUAAGAAGAACCCCAACUUCAACACCCUCGUCAAGUGGUUUGAAGUGGACCUCCCAGAGAACGAGCUGCUGCACCCGCCCUUGAACAUCCGCGUGGUGGACUGCCGGGCCUUCGGUCGCUACACACUGGUGGGCUCCCAUGCCGUCAGCUCCCUACGACGCUUCAUCUACCGGCCCCCAGACCGCUCGGCCCCCAGCUGGAACACCACGGGGGAGGUCGUGGUGAACAUGGAGCCAGAGGUACCCAUCAAGAAACUGGAGACCAUGGUGAAGCUGGAUGCGACUUCUGAAGCUGUUGUCAAAGUGGAUGUGGCUGAGGAGGAGAAGGAGAAGAAGAAGAAGAAGAAGGGCACUGCAGAGGAGCCGGAGGAGGAGGAGCCAGAUGAGAGCAUGCUGGACUGGUGGUCCAAGUACUUUGCCUCCAUUGACACCAUGAAGGAGCAACUUCGACAACAGGAGCCCUCUGGAAUUGACUUGGAGGAGAAGGAGGAGGUGGACAACACUGAGGGCCUGAAGGGGUCAGUGAAGGGCAAGGAGAAGGCAAGGGCUGCCAAAGAGGAGAAGAGGAAGAAAACCCAGAGCUCUGGCUCUGGCCAGGGGUCUGAGGCCCCUGAGAAGAAGAAACCUAAGAUUGAUGAGCUUAAGGUGUACCCUAAAGAGCUGGAGUGCGAGUUCGAUAACUUUGAGGACUGGCUGCACACUUUCAACCUGCUUCGGGGCAAGACCGGGGAUGACGAGGAUGGCUCCACUGAGGAGGAGCGCAUUGUGGGACGCUUCAAGGGCUCCCUCUGCGUGUACAAAGUGCCACUCCCAGAGGACGUGUCCCGGGAAGCUGGCUACGACCCCACCUACGGCAUGUUCCAGGGCAUCCCCAGCAAUGACCCCAUCAAUGUGCUGGUCCGAGUCUAUGUGGUCCGGGCCACGGACCUGCACCCCGCCGACAUCAACGGCAAAGCUGACCCCUACAUCGCCAUCCGGCUAGGCAAGACCGACAUCCGCGACAAGGAGAACUACAUCUCCAAGCAGCUCAACCCUGUGUUUGGGAAGUCCUUUGACAUCGAGGCCUCCUUCCCCAUGGAAUCCAUGCUGACGGUGGCUGUGUAUGACUGGGACCUGGUGGGCACUGAUGACCUCAUUGGGGAAACCAAGAUCGACCUGGAAAACCGCUUCUACAGCAAGCACCGCGCCACCUGCGGCAUCGCCCAGACCUACUCCACACACGGCUACAAUAUCUGGCGGGACCCCAUGAAGCCCAGCCAGAUCCUGACCCGCCUCUGCAAAGACAGCAAAGUGGACGGCCCCCACUUUGGGCCCCCCGGAAGAGUGAAGGUGGCCAACCGCGUCUUCACCGGGCCCUCUGAGAUUGAAGACGAGAACGGUCAGAGGAAGCCCACGGACGAGCACGUGGCGCUGUCAGCCCUGAGGCACUGGGAGGACAUCCCCCGCGCAGGCUGCCGCCUGGUGCCAGAGCACGUGGAGACCAGGCCGCUGCUCAACCCCGACAAGCCGGGCAUCGAGCAGGGCCGCCUGGAGCUGUGGGUGGACAUGUUCCCCAUGGACAUGCCAGCCCCUGGGACGCCUCUGGACAUCUCCCCUCGGAAGCCCAAGAAGUACGAGCUGCGGGUCAUCAUCUGGAACACGGAUGAGGUGGUCUUGGAGGACGACGACUUCUUCACAGGGGAGAAGUCCAGUGACAUCUUCGUGAGGGGGUGGCUGAAGGGCCAGCAGGAGGACAAGCAGGACACAGACGUCCACUACCACUCCCUCACUGGCGAGGGCAACUUCAACUGGCGCUACCUGUUCCCCUUCGACUACCUGGCAGCGGAGGAGAGGAUCGUCAUCUCCAAGAAGGAGUCCAUGUUCUCCUGGGAUGAGACCGAGUACAAGAUCCCCGCGCGGCUCACCCUGCAGAUCUGGGAUGCGGACCACUUCUCUGCCGACGACUUCCUGGGGGCCAUUGAGCUGGACCUGAACCGGUUCCCGCGGGGCGCAAAGACAGCCAAGCAGUGCACCAUGGAGAUGGCCACCGGUGAGGUGGACGUGCCCCUGGUGUCCAUCUUCAAGCAAAAGCGCGUCAAAGGCUGGUGGCCCCUCCUGGCCCGCAAUGAGAACGAUGAGUUUGAGCUCACGGGUAAGGUGGAAGCUGAGUUGCAUUUACUGACAGCAGAGGAGGCGGAGAAGAACCCAGUGGGCCUGGCCCGCAAUGAACCUGACCCCCUAGAGAAACCCAACCGGCCCGACACGGCCUUCGUCUGGUUCCUCAACCCUCUCAAGUCCAUCAAGUACCUCAUCUGCACCCGGUACAAGUGGCUCAUCAUCAAGAUUGUGCUGGCGCUGCUGGGGCUGCUCAUGUUGGGCCUCUUCCUCUACAGCCUCCCUGGCUACAUGGUCAAAAAGCUCCUUGGGGCAUGAAGGCCGCCAGCUCCUGCUAGCCACUCCCUGGCCCUGCCACAUUUCCUUGCAGUGGCUUGGACUCUUUCCCAUCUCCCCUGGGCAGCCUGAGGAGCCCAGUGUCCACUCUUCAUGUCUUGGGCCCAGAGCCUGCCUCCUGUUUGUGGGGCCGCCUGUCCUCACUGCCCCAGGCUGCGGCUUGCCCAGUCCUGCCCCUCUGACCCCUGCCUGUGGGCUGGGGAGCCUUGGAUGGGGUGGGAACCUGGAAUGGGUCUAUCUUGCCCCAUCUGGCUGAGGCACCACCCUUCUUCAGGCCCAGGCUCCAGAGGAAGCCUCCUGAAACCUUCCCCAGGUCUUCCAAGUACAGGAUUGAAGCUUUAGUGAAAUUAACCAAGGACCAGGGGUCAGUACCCAGGGCUUUGAAAAGAAUGAACGAGUAAAAGGUAUCCCCGCCGUGUCCCCUUCAGAUAGCACUGGUCUUUGAUCCACAACAGGGGCCAGACCCUGUCCACAAGUCCCAGGGUGGCUGUGCUGUCACUGCUGGGCUCCACUUGGCUCCUCUCGCUUCCCAGGGCGUCGCCUGUCCUGCCUGUGCAUUUCCAUAGCUUCCAGAGCUCCCUCUGCCCCAGCCAGUGCCCCCAAGCCCAGCUGAGGAGCUGUGAGGAGCAGCAGAGGGGACUCCCCAUCCUGGGCACACCCUGCCCUCCCACCCCUGCCCCCCUUGCCCUUCCAGCCCUUUCAGCUGCAGCUGGGAGCUGGCCCAUCAAGUGCUGUCCCUGCCUGUGUCUGGGUUUCUGUUGGCUGUUUUUCUUGAGUGAUUUUUCUCUAAAUAAAAGAAGUCAAGCACUGA